AUGUUUUACAGGAUAGAGCAUGAAAAAUUACAUGCUAAACACAAAGGACAUGAAGCAAUGCACAUGGAGAUGGUUCUUAUUUUAUUUUCUACUCUAAUAGUUGCACAGGUUCUUCUGGUAAAAUGGAAAAAACACUACUACAAGUCAUUCAUGGUGAAUAAUCAAUUUGAAUCAAAACUUGAUUUUAAGAGUUUUUUGUUUUUACUUUAGCAUAAUAUCCACAUGUGAAUGCAACCUGAAUUGCUGUGGGCAAGUCUCGUCUGGCCAACAUGUAUACAGUCCAAGUCUUUAGGUCUUUUAAGACCAAAGUGGUUUAUUUAAGCAAUAAAGCACAUUUUUUUCUGUCAGUUUAACAGUGUAAUAAACCAUGAGAUGUUGGAAGAACAGGCAAAAAGUUUGUAAAUGAGCUACCGCAGGUGAGUGGUUUACAAACUUUUCUCAUGUUUUGCCAACAUCUUUAGUGGGUAAUUACACCCCUAAGCGUAUAGGAAGUGCAGUCUAUUGCUUUUAUUGAAUGGCUACAUGUAUGGGUUUACAGAGGGACAGUGCAGAUUUUGACCCAGCAGGGCACUUGUAACAUCUCAAUUAUUUUCUGAACUGCUGUAGAAACUACUCUUGCAAUCUAGAAGUCAAUUUUUUUUUUUUGAAAAUGUAAAUUUAAGAAACUAUUUGGAAGUGUUGCACAGAAAUUUCAUCCAGUGCAUCUCAACCUUAAUAGUUAAGAACCUUAAAUGAUUGUGAUUAAUAUCAGUUUUUUUGCUGAUAAAUGUACACUGUCACAAAACUAUCUGAAAUGAAAUAGCCUAGAGUAAAAUGUUUUUAUUUAUUGAGACAUAUUAUGUAGAAAUACCAAUAAUCAUCUUCUCCAAAUAAUAAUUGAUUACAACAUUUUUGUUUUCUUUCUUAUUCAAGACUGUGACCCUUGUUGGCAUGUGGUUAAUUCCUCUUUACUUCAAUGUACAACUCAAGUUCUGGCGCAUGUUGUGUGCAUGGGCUUUAUUCUCUGUUUUAACUGGAUUUAUUGUUUUCAAGUCCACACGAAAACCAGUAGCACCAAGUACCCCUAGGUAAGUAAAGAAAAAUGUUAAGAAUGCAAACAGAGGUUGAAUUAGGUUUUAGUCAGGGUUUUGACUGGACAUGAACUUCAUAUGAUAAAUAGAAGUCAUAAAACAGACCACUAAGUGUUCUUGAACAAAUAAGAUAAGACUGGUCAAGAACAGAAAAAGUUAAAAUUAAAUUCAUGAAUUUGAUUUUUUAUUGUUUUGUAGAAGGUCUCAAAUUUCGCAUGAACAUGAAAGAAUUUUUGAUAUUAUUUGUGAUGCAUGAAAAGGCCAAAUAAUUUUAUGUGACUAAGUUUUACAAAGGGGUAUAGAGAACCUGCUUACAGGCUAAACAGAAAGUGUUAACACUUUACUCCAUAACAUCAGUGUACAUAUUCUCCAUACUGCUUUUUAGAUAUUUCCUAAGUUCUGACAAGGAGAAUUUGUUCAGCAAUCAAGAGCUUCUUUAGUUGGUGAUCAUCUCCUAUAUUCUCAUGACCUUGAUGUUUGAUUCAGGGGAGUUACUGCAUGGAGAAAUUAGAUGUUAGUCAGUCUUAGGGGUGAAAGGGCUAAAUGGCUUGUAACUAGCUUUUAUUGAAUGUAACAUUCAAAUAUGAUCUGUUUCUCUCUACAGACUAGUGUACAAGUGGUUUUUAUUUGUGCACAAAGUAACCUAUGGCCUGGGAAUAUUAGGCUACGUGAUUGUUUGUAUGACCAUGCUAGGAAUGAAUCUGAUGUUUGCAAUUAAGCCUGAUACAGCAAUGGAGUUUGGAGUGACAGUAUUAUUCUACGGACUUUAUUUUGGAGUUCUUGGCAGAGAUUUUGCGGAGAUUUGUGCUGAUAAAAUUGCAUCCAAACUAGGAGUAAGUUUGAGGCUAUGAUUAUUUUACCUUUUUUUUAGAUCCUAAUUUCUUGUUGUGAUAUGCUGUCAGCUAGACUACAUACCCUUGUACAUACAGUCCCUCCUCUUCGGAGAAUUGUGUCGCGCAGGUAAAAGAAAAACAAGCUUACUCACAGGCUAAACAGACAGUAGGAAGAGGUCUUAUUAGUGGCGGUAGAUGGACAGUAACUGUCCUUUUUUAAAUUUUAUGAUACUGAAGAGGAGGUUUUUUUGUAGAUACAUGUACAUUAGCUGUAUCAGCAAGUACAGUAUGCACUUGCCAUUUGAUCACAAACUAGCCGGAAAUAUGAUAUAAGCAUAGGAUAAAUUCGUGUAUUUGAUAUAUCUCGCUUUGUGGUUUUGUUUAGUACACAAGUAAAGGUGGCCUUCCAAGCAGAAGUCUGGAGACUAAUAUUUGUGCAGUAUGCGGCCAGGAGCUUGUGUUGCGUAGUGAUGAGGAUGAGGACGAUGGGCCUGAGAAAACUUAUAAACUUACAUGUGGUCAUUUGUAUCCUUACCGAUUGUAUUAUAAAAUCUUAUGAUGCUGUUUGAUGCAAUACGCCGAUCACUUCGAAGCUUCAACAUACCCCCCCCCUCCCCCCCGCGCAACCGCUUGGGUAUUGAACUGUUUAAGAUUGGCUUGUUCAAAUUUCCACCCCCUCGGGCAAAAAUUAACUUCAAAUACCCCCCCCCCGUUCUUUUUUAAAAGGCAAAAUCAGCGACCGUGACUUUCUACAAAUUGACCAAUCUUUAAAACCUAGAUCUUGUAGACCUUUUCUUCUGAGCCGUUCGCUCGCGAAACAUGUGCAUUUAAAGAUAUAACAGCAGGAAAAGGCUCAACACAUCCGGUUCAAAUUUUCCACUCUAGCAAAUAACCGUGGGUGUGUAGACUGGUUAGACUGAAUUUUACCGAUUUUAAGACCAUCAGUAUUCUGUGGUGUUUUUGUUUUUGUUUGUUUUUUUUUUUAGUUGCUUGCUUUCUUUGCAAUAAUUUUUAAAGGAUAAUCUUAGUAGAUGAAUUUGUUGGUUGUUAGUUCAGUUUACAACAAGUCAAACCGACAAAUUUAUGCUUUAGUCCUGAUUCUUAACAAAACACAAUUCAGAUUUCACGAGUUCUGUAUUCGAGGCUGGUGUAUUGUUGGAAAGAAACAAACCUGUCCUUAUUGUAAAGAGAAAGUGGACCUCAAGAGAAUGUUUUGCAACCCGUAUCCUUUUUAAAUGGUCAUUUGUUGUUGGUUUUUUUUUUCAACUGGAUGGUUUAACAACGGAGGAAUAGACGAUCAGACUUGACUAGCAUUCUACAACCAUUGAUUGAUUUAAGUUUCCCUUGCUCAUUUCUCGUGAAGCAUGGCAGUGAUCGGGCAGGUAGGCCUCUCCAAUCCCUCCUUAUGUUUGUUGCCCUCUUGGCGGAAGUCGAAUCAAAUGACAUCUCACGUUGGUUGUGCAUGCAACUCGGUUUAAAUUAUUGGCAUGAAAUUAGUGGGCGAAUUUGUUGAGUUAACAAAUAGUAUCAUGCACGAUAAUGCCCCCACAAACGAUAUACUUCGUAACUGAGGACCUAGCUCGAAAUUUAUCAUCAUUCGUUUGCUAUUUAUUCGCAUGACGCUGUCGUCAUUGCUGAUUUUAACAAUGCGCAGGACGCUUGUCACAGGUGAAUCUAGGGUAGGCCUCAGUUCGCUCACGAGUUCUUUCUCCUUCAGUGGUAGAGCAUCAGCCUUGUGAAAUCCGCAAGUGUGGGAGCGACUGCUUGUGGGGAGCUCAGGUUUUCUGUGUCCCACACUCGUGCCAAAACGAAUAGUAUUUCAUAAACAGCUUCAGACAGCGGCUCAUGCGUUGUCUUGGGAAUAUAUACGAAGAGAUUUUCCUAAUUUUUAAUUGGUUAUCAUUCAAUCGCGAGACGUCGUAAGACGUCGCGAGUUCCCCAAACGUCCAUUAUCAUGCCACCUGGCAACGUCGAAUCAGCCGGGCCAUGGAGGCGUCAACGAAUAGCCCCUCCCCACACAUUUCUUUCUCUCUGCCAACGAUUCAAUGUCUUUUCCUUGACCAUUCCCUAGGUGGGAGCGCCCUCACGUCCUAUUUGGACAGCUGUUGGACUGGAUCCGAUAUCUAGUUGUUUGGCAACCCAUAAUAAUAGUUGUAGUUCAGAUAAUAAUUUAUUGUUUAGGGUUAGAGUAGCUACGGCCGCUGUUUCUUCAAAGAAUGAUUUAAUCUACCAAAAACUCGCAUAAAUUUAUUGUCAAACAAAGUUUUAUUUGCCCAAAUUCAAAAAGCAAUUGGAAGAAAUGCCCAGAUGUUUGUCCCGUACUUUAUUAUAUCAAGAGAUUUUUUUAAUGGUUAAAAGUAUGGUUCCGUUCGUAGUUUGAUUUUCGAACUGGAACAUGUAUUUAUCUCACCAAACAAAACGUCGUAUUCUUUCGUUCAAAAAUAGUAUGAAGAGUUAUUUUCAAAGUUUUGCUAUUAUCUUUUCCCUCGGUUUCAUCGCAGAGCUUGCGUUUUAAUGGUACUUUCAUGUAUGACCUUAAAAUACUAACCGAUUUUUACGCUAACAGCUUCGAUUUCUUCGUAGGUGAGCAUUUUAAAAGUGUUUUUGCUCUGGAAGUAGCGAAUAUUUUCUAAGACCUACCACGGUAGGAGUUUGAUUAUAAAUAACCGCAUGGGUCACUGUUUUGUUCCUAGCUGGUUUCUAAAAGUGCCAGUCACUUUUGUCUUAAACUAUCGGUGUCACUAUUUCUUUUCUGAUUGGCCGGCUAAAAGCACACAGCUGUUCCCCUUUGGCGUACUUUCGUUACGCAAUUAGAGACCAAAGGUUUAUU
Messenger RNA from Pocillopora meandrina, 4733 nucleotides. The record is from the annotation of a GenBank genome assembly. NCBI's taxonomy places the organism in Eukaryota, Metazoa, Cnidaria, Anthozoa, Scleractinia, Pocilloporidae.